AUGGGGAAUGUGGCUCCACAAACGAUCAUCACCGAUCAAAACAUUGCUAUUGGAAAUGCUAUUGCCGAAGUUUUGCCUAACACAAGUCAUCUAUAUUGUACGUGGCAUAUAAGUACAAAAUUUGGUGAAAAAUUGUCGCAUUUAUAUGCAAAUCAUGAUCACUUCAAAGAAGAUUUCAACUCUUGCAUCUACAAGUCACUAACGGUUGCACAAUUCGAAGAUAGGUGGGAGGCAUUAGUUGAAAAAUACGAUUUGAUGAACCAUUCUUGGUUACAAGAUAUGUACUCCGUUCGACACAAGUGGGUCCGUGUUUACACUAAACUGCACUUCACAACCGGGAUGACCACUACCUCCAGAAGUGAGUCAAUGAAUUCUUUCUUCGAUGAAUUUGUCAAUGCUAGUACCGGUUUGAAGGAGUUUAUAGAGAAUUCACAGAAAGCGUUGGAGAAACAAUAUUUACGUGAAAGAGAGGCUGAUUACGAAACAAAGAACAAGGAAAGAUCCAAAAUAACAUCAUCAUCAUUGGAGAGUCACGCGGCAUCUAUUUACACAAAAGAAAUGUUUAGACGUUUUCAACACGAACUCAAAGAAAGUGGAGCUUAUGUCGUGAUUGAGAGAGAGAGGAAUCCAAUUUACAAGCAUUACGAGGCAUACAAAACAACGGUCCAAGAGGAGUAUAGAAAACACUAUGUUUUGUUCGUCACCGAGAAUGGCAACAUAACUUGUGUUUGUCGAAAAUUUGAAAGUUCGGGAAUGCUUUGCCGUCAUAUUAUUCGAUACUUGUAUAAGAUGCAAUGGUCAGAGAUUCCACAGCAGUGCAUCACUUUGAGAUGGACAAUUGAAGGCAAUAAAAGAGUUGGAGCCUUACAACACAAGCGUCCUAAAAUUGGUAAUUUCCUUGAGUCACAACCCGCCCGAUACAGUACUUUAUGCAAAGCAUUUCAAGAUUUAGCAGCUCGCGGAAGUUGUUCAAUAGCGAGAUACAAUUAUCUCAUGUUAGGAAUCAAUAAUUUUUGA
Molecule: messenger RNA, 1017 nt
Organism: Daucus carota subsp. sativus
Lineage: Eukaryota; Viridiplantae; Streptophyta; Magnoliopsida; Apiales; Apiaceae
Product: protein FAR1-RELATED SEQUENCE 5-like
Exons: 1
Coding region: 1-1017 (338 amino acids)
Biological process (GO): regulation of DNA-templated transcription
Molecular function (GO): zinc ion binding
Source: RefSeq, a predicted model, not a curated record